UUUAAUCAUAGAAAUAUAAUUUUGUUCAUGAAAAUGUUUAUUUUUAGUUUUAGUUAUAAUUCUUAUCUAGAGAGGCGUCGCAAUCUCUUUCUGUUAUAAUGAUAACACAGAACGGAAUAAAAUUUUCGAUCUAUGACUUAAUUAGUUUAUGGCACAGUUUACUCAAUUUAUUUGUAUGUGUGUACGGAAGUGGCAAGAGUGACAUUAAGUUGUGUUGUUUGCUUAUUAGUUACGUGUGUGCAGAUAAAUCUCGUACUGGGUAAUCAUACAUCUGUCAAUUGAAAAUCAUUUUUCAAUCAAAUAUUUAAAUAAACAAGAUAUUAAUUUUUGAUAUGUGCAUAUAUAAAUAGAAUAAAAAUUAUAUAAAAAAUAUAAUUUUGUUUUAACUUGACAUUGAAAUGGAUUUUCUGAUAAACAGCAUAAUGCGUCAAUUAAAAGGUAAAACAAAAGAAACAAAUAAGCAAAAGAAGGAACGCAAAAAGGAAUUUCUUGAAAACAAGCAACGAAUUUUUACAGUUGUUCUACCUACAAUGGCUGCGAUAUUUAUAAUGAUAGCCGCAUAUGUUUAUAUUAAAACUCGGCCAAAAGUAAUAGAAUAUUAAUUUACAUUACUUUUGUUAUGUAUUAUUAAAAAAGAUUUAUAACUUUAAAAUUGCAAGGAAAGUUCCUGGAAUUUGUUUCUAUAUGCAAAACAGUUUAACUGUGAUCGUUAUAAAUCGAAAAACUAAAAUAUAAAUGAAGAAUAUGAUGUACUGCCUAUAUUAUCAAAAAGAUUUUAUCAUUAAUAUAUGGUAGAAUUAUACAUUAUAUAUUAAAUAUCAAUACCUUAGUUAAGAAAAAUUAUCAAUCUGCUGAAAGUGAUAAAAUAUUAAUUAAUACAAUUAUUGAAUAUGAGAGAUUUUUUAUCGAAUGUAUACUGUUUUAAAUAUUAUGAUACUAUAAUAAGACAGAUAUAUCAAAAUGCUUCUUUAACGAGUGUUUCAUAUCUUUGUUUCCUGUAUUCUGCAUGUUUUGGUACACGCAUACACACACAUGUUUAGUACAGAGAAUAGAUUGGCCUAUAACAUGGUGUACAGGUAUUAAAUGUAAUAUACUGAAUUAUUGUACAUGUUGCACCAUGUUAAUAGCUUGUAUCAGAAUAUAUAUUGUUGAAGAAUACCAUAUCUUUGUGUGGGAAAUUGCUUAAGAUUAAAUAAAUUGUAUCUAAUAAUUGAUCUUACGAAUUAUCAAAUGCAAUUUAUAGACAAUUAUUUUGUAAAACAUUUAAGAAAUAAACAUGGGUCCAAUAUGGUAAAAAUA
Molecule: messenger RNA, 1299 nt
Organism: Vespula pensylvanica (western yellowjacket)
Lineage: Eukaryota; Metazoa; Arthropoda; Insecta; Hymenoptera; Vespidae
Product: single-pass membrane and coiled-coil domain-containing protein 4 homolog
Exons: 3
Coding region: 399-602 (67 amino acids)
Source: RefSeq, a predicted model, not a curated record